UUUUAAGUGCUGUCAAAUGCCAACCUACUAGUGCUAAUGCAUCCUGAGAUUAUUUACUGUCCUAAGAUAAUAAAAUCAUAAUAGUGAGUGUGGAAGUUUUAUGUAUGCAGUGUUACUUUACAAUGUCCACUUUUGCCAGCUGAGAUUUAGCUACGGAGAGUAAAAAGACCAAAAUGGAUUUUUUCUUUGAGGACCUACCAUCAACCUCUCAGUCCACUCCCAAGAAAGGGCCUGAAGACUCACGGAUGAGAGAAGACACGGACCACGAUUCAUUAAGAGGGAAAUCUUCAAGUGUGAGCACGACUGACAUUCAGGAGCAACAUAGCAGGUGUGCACCAAAAGAACCAAUCCAUGACCAGAGAGUCAGCUCAGGCAUAGAUGACAUCAGCAGAAGAGCACAGGAACUGGUGGAAAAGAUUAACCACAACCGCACCAGUGACCAGAAUAUGAUAGACAGCUUUCAGGAGACGUUAAUAGAGAAGGUGACAGAGAUGUGCCAGCAGAUGAAGGAGCACAUGUAUACGGUCUAUGAAGAGAACAGUGACAAUAUGCAGGUGAAGCUCCAGGAGCUGUCUGAGGUGCUGGAGAGCUGCACAAAGCUCAGUCAUGAGCUUCUGGAAGCCAGUAGAGCCCUGGCGUCUCUCCGAGAAGGUCUAGCAAUUAGUCAGGAAAUAGAACUGUGACAGAGUGAUUUUUAUCUAAUGUUAUCAUAUUCUGAACUCAUUAAUAAGUUAUUCAGAAUUAGUAUUCAGUGUUGAUUUUGUCAAAAUCCUGGAGCGGUUUGGCUUCCUCUUUCUUCUUUUGAUUUUUCUACGACAGCACGUAGAGUUAACAUUUAUGACUUCAGUCCAAGAAUAGAAAAGUUGAAUACAUGUUUUCUUUGUGUUUUGUUUAAACAUCUGUUGAUUCAGUGAAUAAAAUUACAACAA
Messenger RNA from Archocentrus centrarchus (flier cichlid), 929 nucleotides. RefSeq names its product synaptonemal complex central element protein 2 (gene syce2). Gene Ontology annotation, cellular component: central element. The record is from RefSeq and is a predicted model, not a curated record. The transcript has 6 exons. Bases 174 to 683 code for a protein of 169 amino acids. Lineage: Eukaryota; Metazoa; Chordata; Actinopteri; Cichliformes; Cichlidae. Gene Ontology annotation, biological process: synaptonemal complex assembly.